Molecule: messenger RNA, 1148 nt
Organism: Prinia subflava (tawny-flanked prinia)
Lineage: Eukaryota; Metazoa; Chordata; Aves; Passeriformes; Cisticolidae
Product: histone H3.3A
Exons: 4
Coding region: 163-573 (136 amino acids)
Cellular component (GO): nucleus; nucleosome
Molecular function (GO): structural constituent of chromatin; protein heterodimerization activity; DNA binding
Source: RefSeq, a predicted model, not a curated record
CGCGCCCCCACUAUAAAAGGCGUAUCCCUGCGGCGGGGAGGGCGCAGUGAGCGGCGCGGCGGCUGAGGAGCGGCUCGAGGCAGCACCACAGCGGAAAGGCUUCGGCGCGCAGCGCUACCGGCACCGGCGCUUCCUUCUCUUCCUACCGGUGAGUGAGGAAAAAUGGCCCGUACAAAGCAGACCGCCCGCAAGUCCACUGGGGGGAAGGCGCCGCGCAAGCAGCUGGCCACGAAGGCGGCCCGGAAAAGCGCCCCCUCUACCGGCGGCGUCAAGAAGCCUCACCGCUACAGGCCGGGAACCGUGGCGCUCCGUGAGAUCCGUCGUUACCAGAAAUCCACGGAGCUGCUGAUCCGCAAGCUGCCCUUCCAGCGGCUGGUCAGGGAGAUCGCCCAAGACUUCAAAACAGACUUGAGGUUCCAGAGCGCGGCCAUCGGCGCCCUGCAGGAGGCCAGCGAGGCGUAUCUGGUGGGUCUGUUUGAAGACACAAACCUGUGUGCUAUCCAUGCCAAGAGAGUCACCAUCAUGCCCAAAGAUAUCCAGUUGGCUCGCAGGAUACGGGGAGAGAGGGCUUAAGUGAAGGCUGUUUUUAUGGUGUUUUGUAGUUAAUUCUGUAAAAUACUUUGGUUUUAAUUUGUGACUUUUUUUGUAAGAAAUUGUUUAUAAUAUGUUGCAUUUGUACUUAAGUCAUUCCAUCUUUCACUCAGGAUGAAUGCUAAAAGUGACUGUUCACAUAAACCUCAGUGAUGUUGAGCCUCGGGCUCGGGAGUGACAAGUUGCUAAUAUGCAGAAGGGAUGGGUGUUCUUUCUUGCUUCUCAUGCAUGUUUCUGUAUGUUAAUGACUUGUUGGGUAGAUAAACUUGUAAGGUACUAGAAUUGAUAUAAAUGUGUACAGGGUCCUUUUGCAAUAAAACUGGUUAUGACUUGAUCCAAGUGUUUAACAAUUGGGGCUGUUAGUCUGACCAUGCAUCACUGUGAUCAAAUGUGGACUUCCUUCAGAGGGUGAAACUACAAGUCUUAACCACAGUGUAACUUACAGUUUCCUAAAAAAACGUAAACCUGGCAGCUAUAGAAUACACUAUGUGCAUUUAUAAUAGCUAUUUUAUAUAUUGUAGUGUCAACAUUUUUAAAUUAAAUGUUUUACAUUCACA